ACGGUGCAAGCUGUUCUGUGGCUGCAAGUUUUAGCACGAGGUACGGUUAUGCUUGUGAUAGACACGUUGCUUGUUUAUUAUGUUGUUGACGGGAUUGUGUUCGUGUUUUUGUAACCGAAGUGAAGUGAGUUCUCAUUGCAUUUGUCGCGGCUGUUUUUAUAAACUAUAAACUGACUAGCACGAUGUGAUACACUUUGUUAUUUUGUGUAACUUUUAAACUUCGUUUUGUUUGCGUAGGAUCGUUGGUGAAUUUGCUAAAUUUUUGCAGCAUUGUUCCUGUUCUAUAAUGACUUCGUUUUCUGCAAAGCUGGAUAAUGAUUCCAAAGAAGGUGUUUCUGCUCCUACUCGUCAUUCCAAAUGCCACACUUUUACAAAGAAGUUGCGACAGUAGCACGCCCAAUGCUGAACUUGAAAUUUUGACAGAACUUCGUAACACCGUAAAUAAACUAAACGAACGCAUUCAUUAUUUGGAAAAUACUUUAGAAAAAAAAAUAAGUGAGGUCGAAUCAAAAAUAGAAAAUAACAGUAAAACAGAUGCUGGAAAUAUAAAACCGCUGCAAACAGAACACCAAAAAAUGGGUGAAGGGGUUUGCUUUUUCGAGAAUCCACUUAAGGAAAGCAAUAGUAAUUUCACCACAAAAAUCCACGGAUGUAAAAAUUUACCAAGGAACUGCAAAGAAGUUCAAGAUAGAGGUUACAAUGUAUCUGCAAUUUAUCGCAUUCAGCCCAGAGUAUCAAAUAAUUCUUUCUUGGUUUGGUGCAAUAUGUCGACACGAGGUGGUGGAUGGGUUUCAGUUUUAAACAGGGUCGACGGAUCCCAAAGCUUCAGUUUCAACUGGAGUGACUACAAAACCGGGUUUGGAUCUCUUUCGGGAGAACAUUGGUUGGGUUUGGAUUACUUGCACGAGUUAACGAAUAGCCAACGUAAUGAACUGCUAAUUGAACUGGUUCAUUGGGACUUGAAGAACGUAUUCGCUUUUUACGAUGAUUUUAACAUCGGAAACGAAACUGUGAAGUAUAUUUUAAAUAGUUUGGGUAACUAUGUUGGUAAUGCUGGAGACUCAUUUAAACAUCACGUUGGUAUUAAAUUCAGUACGCCCGAUCAAGAUGAGAAUGUCCACGAUGAAUCAUGUGCAGCUCAUUUUCAAACUGGUUGGUGGUUUACGAAUUGUUACAAAGCUCUUUUGACUGGAGAUUAUGUUAUUAAACCCAAACCUGGUGACAAUUAUCAAGUGUACAAGUCUGGAAUAAUGUGGUAUGAUGCACAUCGUUAUAACUACAAUCUCAAGAAAGCAAAUAUGCUUAUUCGACCAUUCGAUUGA
This is a messenger RNA of Zophobas morio, 1322 nucleotides long. RefSeq names its product angiopoietin-related protein 1-like. The coding region runs from base 315 to 1322 and encodes 335 amino acids. The record is from RefSeq and is a predicted model, not a curated record. The transcript is spliced from 5 exons. Lineage: Eukaryota; Metazoa; Arthropoda; Insecta; Coleoptera; Tenebrionidae.